Molecule: messenger RNA, 732 nt
Organism: Colletotrichum chrysophilum
Lineage: Eukaryota; Fungi; Ascomycota; Sordariomycetes; Glomerellales; Glomerellaceae
Exons: 2
Coding region: 1-732 (243 amino acids)
Source: RefSeq, a predicted model, not a curated record
AUGCAAUACAUAACAUCAGGAGACAACAUCAAGGGCAGCGCAGAGGAUCUAAAACGGAGGAAGAGCCUGUAUUGCAAGCUGCAACAAUUCAGGGCGGAUCUUCCGAAGCGGUUUCGAAUGGAGUUCAACUUCACUCCCUCCACUGCCUUCCUCAGGAUGCACGAAAACGAAAUCGCCUACGUCCUCCUCACCUCCCUCCAUCCCUCUACCAAAUUCGACACCCCAUUCACAGACACGGCCACCACCGUCAAAUCCCUCACCCUCCAGCACUGCCUCUCCGACACAACCCUCGCCGAGGCCUACCUCCAAAAGUACACCGUCAACUCUUACACCACGCGCCAGCUUUUCGUCACGAUGCAGGCCCUCAUCCCCUUCCUCAACGACGGCCACGCCGCCACCAACGACCUCUUCACCCGUCUCUGCAUGAUGGGCGGCCUCACCGCGCGCGUCGUCCGCAUGACCGUCCACCUGCUGCAGGCCGCGCAGGCCAUGGCGUGGGCGAUGAAGCAGGACAUCCCCGAGGCCGCGAAGCCGUACCUCGAGCCGUGGGUCAAGCUCGCGAUUCAGGAAAGCGAGACGACGAAGCCGCCGAGCUACUCGGUGCCCGACAGGGAGGAGAUCAAGGAGCUGCUGGCCGAGAGCGAUCGGGCCGUCGCUGGGCCGAACGAGGGCAGCGGCGCCGAGCUCUGGGCCUUGGUGGAGAAGUGGGUUCUGAGUGGUGGCUCAAAGUGA